Molecule: messenger RNA, 2086 nt
Organism: Microdochium trichocladiopsis
Lineage: Eukaryota; Fungi; Ascomycota; Sordariomycetes; Xylariales; Microdochiaceae
Product: major facilitator superfamily domain-containing protein
Exons: 4
Coding region: 206-1810 (534 amino acids)
Biological process (GO): transmembrane transport
Molecular function (GO): transmembrane transporter activity
Source: RefSeq, a predicted model, not a curated record
GAGUGUUUCUUGGACCACAUUCAGGUCUCGCACUUUCCUCCUUCACUGGCACCCUAACGACAGUGAGAGCGUAAGACUUACGAUGAGGCCCGCCUGAUCUUGGUUGCCGAUGCUACACAAGAUAAUACUUUCAUAACACGAGCUUGCCGUCCCACUGUCGCGCUUGCAAAUUCCUCGAGGCUCAAACUUUUGCCGCCACCCCAAAAUGGCCGCAAGUACGGAGUCCAGGAAGGGCCACGAUCAUGUUCCACCAGGAUGCGCAACUGAGCCUGAAUUAAGUGAGGCAUCUGCACCACAAGAUGUGGAAACCAGAACAUCCUCAUCUAGGACGGCGUUCAGCGCCGAAAAUCCCAAGGGCUUGGCACGGCACAGCGGAGCAGCCGCGGCAAACCGCACGGCACCACCGAUCCCGGAUGACGGCCACAACGCAACGUCCGCCCAAGCGAGCCUUUGGCAGCGAACUCUGACGAUCCUCAAUUGGAUGCCAAAGCACUGUCGCUAUGACCCGGAGAACCCCCACGGACUGACACGUCUUCUCCAGGCCACCACAUUCACUGUCGCCAAUCUUUACUACCCGCAGCCGAUCCUGAAUCUCAUCGCAAUCGAGUUUGGUGUCGACAAUGAACGCGCGUCAAACGUUGCAGCUCUUACCCAGGCUGGGUAUGCCGUCGGGUUGGCAUUCUUAUGCCCAGUGGCAGACAUGGUCCCGAGGCGCCCUCUUAUUCUGCUCUUGAUUGCAGCGACUGCGACCGUCUGGAUUGGGUUGUGUUUGACACGCGACUUCAAUGUGUUCCUGGCUUUGUCGUUUAUCUGCGGCGUAGGCACUGUUACGCCACAGCUGAUGCUUCCGCUAGUUGGCGACCUCGCGCCGCCAGAGAAGCGAGCAGCCUCUCUCUCGAUUGUAGUGUCUGGCCUCUCGCUGGGGAUGUUGAUAGCACGUAUCUUGGCUGGUAUUGUGUCGAACUUCACGGACUGGAGAAACAUAUACUGGCUUGCGCUCGGAGCGCAGUACCUGACGCUGGGCAUCCUCUUCUUGACGCUGCCCGACUACCCGGCCAAGAACAAAGGUCUCAACUACUUCAAAGGCAUCUGGGGCAUUGUCGUCAUCAUUGUCACGGAGCCGCUUCUGCUGCAAGCCUGCCUGAUCGGCUUCGCCAUGUCCGCAGCAUUCACGUCGUUUUGGACCACACUGACCUUCUUGCUCUCGUCGCCGCCGUACAGCUUCUCAUCUCUGGAGAUCGGCUUGUUCGCGCUGAUGGGGGUUGUCGUCAUCGUCGUGGCGCCAAUCUGGUCCACGUUGAUUACGGAUAGAUUUAUCCUACUCUUUUCCGUCGUGCUCGGCCUCCUCGUCGAUCUGGCAGGCAUCAUCAUCGGAACGUGUAUUGGCAAAUUCACGAUUGCCGGUCCAAUCAUCCAGGGCGUCUUUAUGGACUCGGGUGCCAUUUUUGCGCACACGGCGAACCGCGCCAAUGUGUACUCGCUCGACCCCAAGGCGCGCAACCGCAUCAACACAGCGUACAUGGUUUUCAGCUUUGCGGGUCAGCUGACAGGCACAGCUGUCGGCAACAGGCUCUACGCGGAGGGAGGCUGGACAUGGAGUGGCGGGUGUAACAUUGCCUUUCUAGGAUUUGCACUUCUCGUAGCAAUCUCCAGAGGCCCCAGGGAGACGGGCUGGUUUGGCUGGACGGGUGGUUGGAGCAUUCGGCGGGACCCGCCGCAAUCGCUUCAAAAAGAUGAGACCACUGCUGCCGAGGAGGCUCUUACAUCAGGCGAAGCGAGCGACGCAUCGGAGAAGCAGCAGCGAUCAUAAGAUGAGGACACCCCUGCUCGAAGGCAGGCAGGGAGGAGCUGCUGGGGAUUGCUGGAUCUUACGUAGCCGUGACAGAUCGAGAUGCAGAUGUUCCUAAUUACUUGGUAAUAAGGGUCCGUUGCCAUCGACCAGAUCCGCUGGAAUCGUCGAGGACAAAGGUCAAUUGCCCACCCUCAAUUAUCGCGAUCUUGCCAUCCCUGUCUUGUGAGAAAUUGCGCAUUUGUUGCUGGGAAAAAAAGAACAUACUCGGGCAGAGAGUGAAUCGAGAAGAUUGCC